AUGGCCAAUAUCGACUCGGACGAAGAGGAGGAGCGCAAGGCGCUCAUUGCGCCCGACGAGCGGAAGUUCGACGAGGACAAGCCGUACCGCCCGACCGACGAGGAGGACAACGCGGAGCUGGAGGUACCGCCCCGGUCACGGCGGCGCCUCACCUGGAUCGUGCUCCUGUUCUCGCUGCUGCUUAUCAGCGCAGCCAUUCCUAUACGACGGCUACUGAGCAGCGGCGGCAGUACAUCGACUGUAGCGACGGUGGGUUUGCUGUAUAGCAACGGCACACAUGAGUUCAAGAAGAGUGCACUCAUCGUGUCGAUUGACGGCCUCCGGGCGGAUUACCUGGACAGAGGGCUGACGCCACAUUUGUUGGCUAUUAGCAAGGACGGGCUGCGCGCGAAGUCCAUGAAGCCUGUAUUCCCGACUCUAACGUUCCCCAACCACUGGGCAUUAAUGACUGGGCUGUACGCGGAGUCCCAUGGUAUCGUCGCAAACAACUUCUGGGAUCCCUCAACAGGCCGCGAGUUCCACUACAACAGAAUAGACUCUUCUUGGAACUCCUCUUGGUGGUUUGGCGAGCCCAUGUGGGAAACCGCCGAGCGCGCCGGUGUGGUAACCGCCAACCUCAUGUGGCCGGGCCCCCCAGAAACGCGCAUGGGAACAUCUCCGACUUACUUCGUGCCUUGGAAGGACAAAGUUUCUCUGGGCACGAAGCUCGACCAGAUUCUCUCCUGGAUCGAUUUGCCACUUGAGAAACGUCCGCAGUUUAUCAUGGCGUAUGAACCGUCCCUUGACCAAGCCGGUCACCUCGCAGGUCCAAAGUCUUCCCUCGUCAACAAAGUCUUGAAGCAAGUGGACGUAUUCGCACGGGACCUGCAUGACGCCAUUGAGGCUCGCAAUCUUACCGACAUCUUUGACAUCGUGUUUGUCAGUGACCAUGGGAUGACUGACAUGAGCCACCCGGAACUUGUCUACGUCGAUGACAUACUUGGCGAAGGAUUCGAGCGAAUCGAACACGAGGACGGCUGGCCUGCAAUGGGACUGCGGUUCCAAUCGAAGGCGGAUGAGGCGCGCUAUCUGGCGGUACUCCUUGAGGCGGCAGCCGCGAGCGGCGGCAAGUUCGACGUCUAUACGCACGACACGAUGCCCCAGCGCUGGCACUUCGCACACAACGAGCGCAUCGCGCCGAUCUACGUCGUCCCGCGCAUGGGCUAUGCGCUCACAAAUCGCAUCGAGAACGGUGCAGGCAUGUCCAAGGGGAACCACGGGUACGACAAUGACUACGCCUCCAUGCAUGCGAUGUUCGUCGCGCACGGGCCCUUCUCGUCCGUCGUGAAGGCGAUCGAAGCCGAGCGCGCGAAGUCGCCUGUGCGCCGCCUCGCCGCGCUGUCCGGCCGCGCUGAGGGCGCGGGCUGGCACUCGGUCGUGGGCGACGCAUACGUGAUGGAGACGUUCGAGAACGUGCAGAUCUACAACCUCAUGAUGAAGCUGCUCGGCAUCGAGGAGUACGCUGCGCCGACAAACGGCACCGCGGGCUUCUGGGACAAGUAUUUCUGA
This is a messenger RNA of Trametes versicolor FP-101664 SS1, 1548 nucleotides long. RefSeq names its product Phosphodiest-domain-containing protein. The record is from RefSeq and is a predicted model, not a curated record. NCBI's taxonomy places the organism in Eukaryota, Fungi, Basidiomycota, Agaricomycetes, Polyporales, Polyporaceae. Gene Ontology annotation, biological process: nucleoside triphosphate metabolic process. Gene Ontology annotation, molecular function: ribonucleoside triphosphate phosphatase activity; nucleoside triphosphate diphosphatase activity. The transcript is spliced from 13 exons. The coding region runs from base 1 to 1548 and encodes 515 amino acids.